AUGAAAGUGAUUUAAUUUAAUUUAAUUUGAUAUGUAUCACAGUAACUGCUUGUAUAAUAUGAACAAGAUUUUAAUUUUGAAGUUUCAGAAUGCGAAGAAGAAUUUGACAAGACGUCAUUAAAUGUCAUUUUUUGAAAAAUACUUUUCUGUAAAAGUAAAAAUUGUGGAUCUUGAAUAUAGUUGAAUGAUAGUUUUUAAAAAGAUUAUAUAAAAAUAAGAAAUAUAGGAUCAAUCAUGACUGAAGAGCAGGCAACUAUGGAAGGAAAGCCAAAGUUACCAGUCAGACAUGACUGGUAUCAGACUGAUGCUGCAGUAGUAAUCACUGUUUUAGUGAGGAAUAUCAAAGAGGAACAUUUAAAAUUAGAUAUUGCUACCAACAAAGUCACAAUAGAUAUAUCCCAUCCAGAUUUUGAACCAUGUAAUUUGUGUCUGAACCUAUCUAAUUCUAUAAUAGCUGAUCAGAGUAGUUAUAAACUUUCAUCAGCAAAGAUAGAAAUCAAGUUAAAGAAAUGUGAAGGUCUGAGGUGGGAAAAAUUAGAAGGUGCUCCUAAAGUUGAGGCUAUAAAAGUUAUUCCAAAAGAAGCAGAACCAACCACUGAUGGUCCACCAUCUUACCCCACCUCCAAGAAAGGAAAAGACUGGAACAAAGUUGAAAAAGAGAUUAAGGAACAAGAAGCACAAGAGAAACCAGAAGGUGCCGAAGCUAUUAAUGCACUAUUUCAAGAGAUCUACGGCAAGGGUAGCGAUGAAGUCAAAAGGGCGAUGAACAAGAGUUUUAUGGAGAGUAGCGGCACUGUUUUAAGUACAAAUUGGAAUGAGAUUAGUAAACAAAAAGUUGAAGCCAAGCCCCCAGAUGGAAUGGAAUUUAAAAAGUUUUAAAUCAAACUCGUUCGUUUUUUAAAUCCAUGGAAUAAUUAAAUUUUAGUUAUACAAUUCUGUUUAUUACUAAUUAAAACAAUCAGUUUGAUAUUUCUUCCGCAAUAUUUGUAAUACAGUGUUUAAAAUAAAUAGUUUAGAGUAA
Molecule: messenger RNA, 1021 nt
Organism: Diabrotica virgifera virgifera (western corn rootworm)
Lineage: Eukaryota; Metazoa; Arthropoda; Insecta; Coleoptera; Chrysomelidae
Product: protein SGT1 homolog
Exons: 5
Coding region: 235-879 (214 amino acids)
Biological process (GO): protein stabilization
Molecular function (GO): protein-folding chaperone binding
Source: RefSeq, a predicted model, not a curated record